This is a messenger RNA of Camelus dromedarius (Arabian camel), 3454 nucleotides long. It is a transcript of the gene AGTRAP, whose product is annotated as angiotensin II receptor associated protein. Bases 1266 to 1799 code for a protein of 177 amino acids. Gene Ontology annotation, biological process: angiotensin-activated signaling pathway; regulation of blood pressure. The transcript is spliced from 5 exons. Gene Ontology annotation, cellular component: plasma membrane. NCBI's taxonomy places the organism in Eukaryota, Metazoa, Chordata, Mammalia, Artiodactyla, Camelidae. The record is from RefSeq and is a predicted model, not a curated record.
GAUCUCCCGGAGUGUAUUGGGCGUUUGCUCUUUUAGAGAAGGAUUUUAGAGGCGAAAGGACGUAGAGUUUGGGGAAAGAGGGGCGGUAGGGAGAAAGAGAAUGUACAGACCCCAGGUGAGAAAGAGGUGGGCAGACAGACCAUAGCAGGGAGAGGGAUCCAGAAGGCUAGCAGAGAAUACCGAGAGGGAACUGGAGGAGGUAGGGAAGGGAAGGGGCCGCCUCUUCCCGGAGUCGGACCGGUCCAGCUGGGAGCACCCGGCCCCCGAGGAUCGCUUUGGCCUGCAGGCCCAGAAUUCCCCUGGAGAAAGAGGAAGGCGCAGGGGUGGGCUGGGGCAGGGCACCGACAGCUCGAGGAGGGCCUCAGAGGCAGGACACCUUCCCUCCGCCGAGAGAGGGGCUAAACCUUUCACCUGCCUCCUUUGUUUGGCAAAUCGAGUUAAAAUCAGGUGUUCCCAGACAAGUGGUUUUUCAAAGGUUGCAAAUCCAACGUCCUUAUUUCAUAAGAAACGCAGACACCAACAGAAGUUACUUAAAAGCUGAAAACCCCAACUUUGUGCACUUAGGAAAACACUGGGGCUUUCUGGGGUGUCUUCAUUUCCUGAGCCCUGUCCUCAGCUCUCAGGAUGCCAGCGGCUGUUCUUCUUUUUUGUCUCCGCCCACCUGCCCCCCUCUUGCUGUGCUUUUGGCUGUGUUUGCCUCUGAGAGGCUGAAGCCUUUAGCUUUGGUCAGGAAGGUGUGAACCUUGGACCAAACCUGCCAUUUUGGGUCUCAGUGCAGCCUCGUUUGAGACUGUAUAAAAAGGAAUGCCCUUUUACUCAUGAGUGACCAAGCAUUUAGGACCCGUGGUGUCUGGUAUUAAAGGAAUAAAAGAGAUAGAUGACUGCAGAACAACACACCAUCCAUAUUUGGAUGAUUGACCUAAUCUGUGCUAUGACUUCACAUGGGCAGAUUUCCUUUGAGAGUUUCCUUAAUACUUGCUUCAGCAUACCUCCCCAAAGCUUCCAAUCAACAGGUUGGGGGAGAGAUGUCUGGGACGAGGGAGUCGGCUUGGGUUGAAGGUUUAGCUGGGAAGAAAUUUACAUGAGGGCAACUGAGGUUUCUUGGUGUCAGUUCUCACUCUGUUCCAGGCAAUGUGGGGUUAAUACCAACACCUUUUCUCUGAUUAGAGAUUUGCCUGAAAUAAUUGACAAGAAAGAAUCAGAUAAGGGACAGAGCUGCAAGAAUUGAGAGGGGAGAGAACCCUCAUUCUUGGAGCAUCUGUGGUAUGCCGGGUUACUUACUUAAUCACAACAGCCUUCUGAGACUUUUACAGAUGAGCAAACUUCGGCUUAGAUCAGGCGAUCCUCCUGGUUCACUGGCUGCUGACAACCUGGGGCUGCAUCGUGUUCUCAGGCCCCUACGCCUGGGCCAACUUUACCAUCCUGGCCUUGGGCGUGUGGGCCGUUGCGCAGCGGGACUCCGUGGACGCCAUAAGUAUGGUGAGCUCAGGAGGCAGCGGUUUCUGGGUGGCUUGGUGGUCACCGUCUUCCUGGACGUCAUUCACAUCAGCAUCUUCUACCCGAGAGCGGGCCUCUCGGACACGGUCCGCUUCAGUGCUGGCAUGGCCAUCCUCAGCCUGCUCCUCAAGCCGUUCUCCUGCUGCCUCGUCUACCACAUGUACCGGGAGCGCGGGGGUGAGCUCCUGCUCCACACCGGUUUCCUUGGACCGUCACAGGAUCGCAGCGCCUACCAGACGAUUGCCUCUCCAGAGGUGCCUGCUGACCCGGAGAGCAGGGGUUCCAUUCCCCAAGGAUACUGAAGCCAGCCCUGCCAUGCCUGGUCCCAGCCCAGGGGCCAGUCUGACAAACUGCGGGGGAGGCCCAGGCUGCAUCACCUUCCUUGAGCCUUGGACAUCAUCCUAGGGGUGCUCCUGACCUAACCUGCCAUCCUAGGGGUGCUCUCGGAACUAACAUGGGAGGUGUCCUCUGGAUCCCCAUCUCAGGGGUUGCCUGAAUCAAGUGCCCUGAGAGGUCAGCAGCCCCCGUGCACACCCGUCCCAAACUCCCUGAGGCCUCUCCUCCCUUCCAGGUGUCCCACUGGUCCCAGGCUGGGAAUUGUGGCUGCUUUUGUCACCUCCACCCUUGGCUGCUCUGUACAGACCCCAGGCCAAGCCAUGCCUGAGCCUGGCAGGGUCAGACCUUCUCUAAGGGCCAGUGAUGCCCACCCCCAACCCCAGGCCUCUCCCGAAGUUGGCCAAGCCCUCCUGCAGGAGCUCUGAGAGCUUCAGGUCAUGCUCAGCCCCGGGAGUAGUCCUGCAUGGGGUGAGGACCCCUGGCUUCUCACUGCCUGGCCACUUGGUGCCUGGGGACCCCGAGGCUGGAGACAGGAGGUGUCUGCAGCCCCAGAGACCCACCACAGCCUCCAGCUGCCCUACUCAGAGCCAUGGCAUUAAAGUUUGGGGAAUUCUGUAGCUGAGUGUGUUUUGAGGCACGUUUAAUCUCCCUUCAGGGCUGGGGCCUGGACUUGCCAUUCCUGGGACGAUUUCUCCUGCGAAUCCCCAGGGCUUAGGUGCCCGUUCUGUUGUGGCAGGAGGAAACGGGCUCAUGAGGAGCUGGACCUGCCCUGUGCCCCACUCUGGCCUAGGCAAGGCCCCAGCAGGGAGCACACUGUUCAGUUGCAAAGCAGCGUCCAUUUCUCCGAAUUCAGAUGACGCAGGUGUUGGUUUGAAUCCUGCUCUGCUACUGACUGGCUGUGUGCCCUUGCGCAUCUUAACCUGUCUGACCUCCGUGUCUCCUGGAGAAGGGCUACUGCCUGCCUGGAGAGUGAAGAUGCUGAUGACACGUAUAGCGCCUGGCCCUCGGGAGUCCUCCCUAAAUGACAGCAAAGUUGUCGUUAGGGCUGCUCCUUGAGCCUGUGUUGAGGUUGGGUCAGUAGGAGCAGGGUGGCCUCUUCCUGGCAGACCCUGGGUCUUGGCCUCGGAGCUGACUGGGAUUGACACCUGUCCAGAAGUUCCAAGGGUCCCAUGGCCAGGGAUCUACCCAACUCCCACUGGGAUGGGUGUUGACCACCGGACCCCAGGUGCCUGCGCUUUCCCAGGCCAUCCUGCCUUGACUCCAGCACAGGCCCUGCCGUUCUUCUGUAUCCGUCCAUCCAGAGAGGCUGAGUCCCUGCCACGUGCUGGGCAAGGCCCUGGGACUACAGGGACUACACUACCUGGGUGAACCCAGGUGCCUGCUCUCAGGGCACAGAUAUUAAGAGUCCUCUGUCACGAGGCAGGAGCCCUGAUAGGAGGCACAUGGGCCUCUGGGGAAGGGACUCAUGCUCUGGGGCCAAAGGAUGCUGAGUGGCUGCAGCUGUGGAAAACUGGAACCAGCCUCACUGUCAAACGGGGGCAGACAAAUAAGCUUUGAUCCGUUCAUUCUGAGGAGCACUGUUCAGCAGUUCAAAUGAAUAAACCAGAUCUAUGUCUACCAA